This is a messenger RNA of Penicillium canariense, 621 nucleotides long. Its product is annotated as ferredoxin family 2Fe-2S iron-sulfur cluster binding protein. Gene Ontology annotation, biological process: P450-containing electron transport chain; positive regulation of oxidoreductase activity. Gene Ontology annotation, cellular component: mitochondrion. The coding region runs from base 1 to 621 and encodes 206 amino acids. Gene Ontology annotation, molecular function: 2 iron, 2 sulfur cluster binding. Lineage: Eukaryota; Fungi; Ascomycota; Eurotiomycetes; Eurotiales; Aspergillaceae. The transcript is spliced from 3 exons. The record is from RefSeq and is a predicted model, not a curated record.
AUGGCCCUCUGGCGAGACUUCGGCCUGCACUUGCGCCGUGCCGUGACCAAGGCCAGCGCUGGCGACGUGUGCCUUGCUCUCCCGCGGAGAUACGUUAGUCACUCGACAACGCCGUGGAGAACCGGAGGGGUCGCAAACGCCAGUCGGUGGAAUACUGGGGCCAAGAAGAGCCUCCGUCCGGAAUCACCGAGCUGGAAGGAGACACAGCGAUGUUUCUCUAUCACGGCGCAAGCUGCUCAUGGCCAUAUCACGCCGCCGAAGCCCGGCGAGGAGAUUAAUGUGACCUUCAUUGACAAGGAUGGCACCAAGGUUGAAUUGCAGGUGGCCGAGGGCGACAAUCUGCUGGACAUUGCGCAGGCCAACGACCUUGAGAUGGAGGGUGCCUGCGGGGGCUCUUGUGCUUGCUCAACAUGCCACGUAAUUGUCGAAGACCCUGAGUUGUUUGACAAGAUGGAGGAACCCUCAGACGACGAGAACGAUAUGCUGGAUCUGGCCUUUGGCCUCACCGAGACAUCGCGGUUAGGUUGCCAGGUGGUCAUGACCAAGGACCUGGAUGGCCUGGUUGUGCGCUUGCCAUCGAUGACCCGGAAUCUACAAGCGAGCGACUUUGAAUCGAAAUGA